GACCCACCCUUAUCAGGGCUAAUAGAUACAUAUAUAUAUUUAUUACAUUGUACAACUUAUCAGGACUAACAUAUACAUAUAUCUAUAUAUUAUAUUAUAUAACUUCUCAUUAUUAAAUAUUGCUAAAUAUGAAUGUACCACACGUGCCGAUUUCACAUCAGACCCAAAAGGUCAUUACAGCAUCUUGCGAAAGCAGACAACUUGCAAUUUUGUUCACAGUUGACCUCAAACACGAGGCCAACCACUAAGAGAAACUUAACGUUUUUGGCAACUACCGUGCGAAUCUCACAUCGAAGCUAGCCAAUUUCGACCAUGCGAAGGCUGCACUCUCAUGCCUCUACCCUUCCUCCACCGUUGACAUAAGCGGAUGCCAUGGACGAGCGAGGUCAUCCAUACGCGGACUUUCGAUAAUUGCGAGGAUUCCCACGGCCAUUCAGCGAGCGGACCAACAUAUAAGGGAGAACUUCAGUCAUAGCAGAGCAGAUGUACUGGGACCACCAUACACUACACUUGAAGUUUCUACCUAUCAUCUUCUUUUGAAGUCUUAAGCGGCUUAUAAUUGUCUUAAUCAUCAUAUUUUUGAAGCAUACUGAACUUAUGCUAUUAACUGGUUGUCGUUGUACAUGUUUUAUAAGUAUAUUAAAUUAAAUGUUUGUGAUUUACUCUGAAGUUAUUCUAUUAAAUAUCUAAAAACCUAUCACCACGAUUGUAACAACACUCAAACAGCCUGCAAUACAUACAUACAGGGCUACAGGGUUGCUACAUUGGCGCAGUCUAAAGGGAUCGUUCAAAGACGGUAACGACAUCAAGUCCAACUGAUUUCAACUGGAAGGGACAAGUCAAUUGAAGCACUUCGUUGAAAUCGACGUUUUUGGAAGAACCAUUCAAAUAUGAACGCUCUUUUGGUCAUAGGAAUGUGUAUACUUCGAACAGUCUGCGCGGAUUUUCGGUACCACGUUGACACAUUAUCCGAUACCCAAAGCGGGUUAUACUAUGAAAAACUUGAUUCUCUUAAGGUUCAAACCAAGGAAGUUACUCUAUUGACUUAUUUAGACUUAAGUCAGUACAAUCAGAAUGCCCAACUACUAGAGGCAAGGGUUAAUGCAUCAUACGAAUAUUGUGAACACUUUACUAAAUCAUUUUCCCCUCAAUUAGCAUCAAUUAAUGAAAGCUAUAUUAAUUCUAUUCACGAUCAUUGUGUAACUUUAAACACACAAGCAAGGGUUUCUCUAUCUAGCAUUGUAAAUAAAACUGAUUUAAUCUUCAGAACUAUUGAACCUAGUCGUUCAAAGCGGGGAAUUCCUUUUAAAUUAUUAAGCAAGGCAGCUCGCCUACUAUUCGGAUUAUGCAGUGAGCUAUGUAUACAAAAUUCAGAUAAAAUAAUAGACAAGGUAUUAUCAGGUGAACAUUCGGUUCUACCAAUUCUAACAAAGGUCCUUGGCCUUCCUAACAUUACUUCUAAGCAGCCGUCUGUCGAUACUUUGGAAAUGAUAUCCGCAUAUGACCAAAAUAACACAAUAGGAGAUUUGGAUCGCGUUCGAAUAGACAACGCUUUAGCUCUAAACGCAUUACUUAAUCAAUUUUCACUAGAAGCGAACACUCUUUUUGAAAUACUCCAAAGCGCUAGGUUAGGUUAUAUACACCCUAGUCUGAUUAAUGACGAGGCAAUUCUAGAACAACUUAAGUCCAUUACAGAUCAAUUCGAUCCAAACACCGAAUUACCUUACGCCUUAUCACUACGAAAUAUACCUAAAUUACUAAAGGUAUCCAAACUAGCUAUAUAUUAUUCUAACGACCGAGUUGUACUAAAAAUAGGAAUUCCGUUAACAUAUGAUGAAACCUUAGAUGUAUUUCAUAUAUUACCUCAUCCUGUUUGUAUUAACCAUAAUUGUGUUUUUAUCAAGCCCAAAUUCCAUUACAUAGCUAUGACAGCCUCACGAAAGCUAUAUUCCACUUUCGAAAGGAUUGAUCAAAUAGAAUGCCAACAAACCGACGAAUUUAGAUUAUGUCCGGAAAUUUAUCCAUUACAUCUAACCUCAAAUAAACCCUUAUGCGAAGCCUUAUUAUUCCAAGAGUUAGACACAGCACCAGCUGUCUGUGAUAUAACAUUCAACCAAUUAGGUACUACGGUGUUCUAUAAGUUAACACAUCAAAAUAAAUGGUAUUUCAUUUCAAACGGGGAGUCAAUACUUAUUACCUGCAGUAACAGCACCAAUAAGUCCCUAGCACUCAUUGAUAUAAUGGGUACUGGUAUUUUAACUCUUAACGAAACUUGCAAGGCUUAUGGUGCCGAUCAUGUAUUAAUUCCAAGCACUCCAACUAACGAACAAGAUAAUUAUGGUAACUACAUAGCAAAUGUGACAAUAAAAGAAGCAAACAUUUUGACUUCUACUUUAGUUGAUCAAAUCCUUGACCCUUUUCAAUCACCAAUAAGGUCCAUAACUGAUUUUUUAAAUACGGGAAAAACCCUCUCUCAGUUGCAGCUUCAACAAAAUCUGUUGCAAGCACCAAACAAACAUUUUUAUUAUAACUAUAUCUUAUUUAUAAUAUGUUCAAUUAAUUUACUAAUGAUACUUGCCAUAAUUUAUCUACAUGACAUUAACCAUCGGAAUUCUUUACGUCAACCGCGACGUCAAAUUGUAUAUACUCCAGGAGAGGAAGAAGGAGUAGAAUUAAGAGGAGUAGAUUAACAUUUUAUAAUAUAUUAACUGAAAGUAAAAGUAGAAAUUUAGUUUAGCAGUUAGAUUAAAAGAUUCACUAAUAAGAAUCAUUUUUAUAUAUAUAUAUUUUAAGGGCCAUAUGAUACAACCAUGGCCUUAAGCCUAUACAUUGACAUAGGGGACGAUGAUGAGUGCGAGUUAGACGCGUGUCUACACGCCCUAGGAGAACGACGCCAGUCGAUCUCUUCACAACCGGGCCGCAGAUACGUUACUUUCCAGAACCACACGUUUUAUUAGGGGCUGGAAACAUCAUAUGCCCUGAGAUUUGUAGAGAUAAAAAAAAAAAAAAAAAAAAAAAGAAUAUAUAUAGAUAUACAUAAUCCUCUAUUGUAGUAUUUAUUCUAAACAGUAACUCAAAUUAUAAACUAUCACUACUACAUUUCUCCCAUCCGGUAAUAAACCAUUUAGUUAAGAUUCAAUUAAGUUCUAACGUACUGGGUCUUACUACCAUUAGAAUAAGGAUAAUUUGAUGUAUGUAAAUAAGCGCACAUGCGAAAAAAAAAAAAUGUUCUAAUUAAUCUAAUAUAUUAUACAAAUAAGUACUAACCACCUUUUUAUUG
Molecule: messenger RNA, 3280 nt
Organism: Adelges cooleyi (spruce gall adelgid)
Lineage: Eukaryota; Metazoa; Arthropoda; Insecta; Hemiptera; Adelgidae
Exons: 2
Coding region: 891-2690 (599 amino acids)
Source: RefSeq, a predicted model, not a curated record